Messenger RNA from Folsomia candida, 5559 nucleotides. RefSeq names its product kazrin (gene Liprin-gamma). The coding region runs from base 1469 to 4906 and encodes 1145 amino acids. NCBI's taxonomy places the organism in Eukaryota, Metazoa, Arthropoda, Collembola, Entomobryomorpha, Isotomidae. The transcript has 27 exons. Gene Ontology annotation, molecular function: protein binding. The record is from RefSeq and is a predicted model, not a curated record.
AAUACAUACAUACAAAUGUACAUAGUCAGUCAUUGCACUAAAUCCUGUUAUGCCACGGAAGUAUGUAUAUUGGCCUAAUAUUUUCCAUUUAUCUUAAAAAAGACUCUUCUACAAUUUAGUGCAAGUAAUAACGAAAAAUAUCAGCAUAAAGCAUCGGCAAACUUUUUAUCCUUGAUCAUGGCAUGAACAUGUCAUGGCGUGAACCCAAAUUGGCAGAGAUACGCCAACGAAAUACCGUCAACUACAAGUCGGUACUAGUUGUAUUUUUCUCCUGCAUAUUACACAAUAACUCUUUAUAUCCGAUAUCCAAGACAUAAGAAAACUUCCGAGAAGCAUGGUCUGAGAAUUUCAAACGGAAAGUAAGUAGCAAUCCCAUUUCGUUUCUGUGUAUAUGCUUAUUUACACUUAAUCUUGGGGAACAUCCCAGUUUAUCUCCUACAAAGUUGUCCCACCAUCCAACUCCCGACUUUGUCCCCACACUAUGUCCUCUGUGUUAGAUUAGAGCGAAUAUUCCAUGACAUUUAUUCUUGGCCGCAUUAUUACUAGAGUGAAUCGCUGUUUCUUAACUGCGAGGCCAGGUGCAGCAGUUGUGAGAAAUAUAGUGUCUCACUGCUCAUCAUCAUUCUCACUUAUCAAAUUGUACAACAAACAAAUAGGUUUCCUCUCUCGCCUUUGCAAUGGAGUUUUUUAGAGGGCAAUUUGUGAACAGUGGAAUAAAAUAAUCAGUCCGCACUUCACUAGCAACACGCAAUUAGUAAAGGACGUGAUGACGAAACGGUGCUGUUUUUAAUCUAUCUUUGAAAAUAAAAAGUCCCGUUGAAUAUUGAAGGAAGGAGGGCAAUCCCCUCUAGGCGACGAUUCAAUAAAAUCAUCAAGUUCAUACUAUGAUGUGACCGACUAGGGAGGUUUUUAGCAUACCAAGAGCUAAGAAGGCAGUGGGAUUAAUAUGUAAGGGGAAGAAGAAAAUCAUAAUAGGCUUCCAAAAGUGGUGAGGUAACAUUUUCCCAAUCUAAAAGGCAAAAGCUUAAAAUGAAAAUAAGCCAGCAAGUGAUAACGGUGUGACACCAUCAUUCUUCCGCACAUACAUCCCACAACAAAUCUCAAACGCCUUUCCGAAUUUGCAUACAAUGAACUGUGAGUAAUAUUCAAGAGUAGUGUGAUCCCUGUACCUACGUAUUCUGCAGUUCUGUUGUACUUAAUCGGUAUUAUUAGAUUGAAACUUGAAAGUGUGCGUGCAAUUUAAGGAAAAUAUAAGUUCCAAAAAGAGGCGUACGUCAGAAACCAUUGUUCACCAAAAAUAAAUAUGUAACAUUCUUUUGUCAAGUGUAAGAGUUAAGUAGUGUUAACAUGUAUGUACUAAAUACGCUAUUGUUUCAGUUCCACUUUUGUUCUUUGUGAAGUUUUACUUAUUCUCAGCCAGGAUAUAUAUUUUGCAUAGGAUGUGAAUACAAGUAAAGGCGCUUUCACUAUGAAGGACUUUACGCAUUCGGAUCUGAAUACAAGUGUCGAAGUAGCCAAUAGUGCUGUAUCUGAGGAGCAGCACAUUCCGGUCAUUGGGGAACUUGAGGAUCGUAGUAAUGGGAAUAAGUGUGAAAUUGAGAACGGUGCCAGUAAUGUGAGUCCAUCACUUACUGAUGCUACGAUCAGUGCUGAUAACAGCAUUUGCACCUACAAAUCAGAGUCAGAUGAAGAUGCCGAGACAACCGAACCAACUAUGUCGGCACAUCAAGGCAAAAUUAAUUGCAAAAUUGUGACAGCUUUCACCAGGGCAUUUGCUAAACAAAAUAUUCAUUUUGAAAAUGCUAUUCAGUCCUUGAGUGCAUUGAACGAACAAAUACUUAUCUGUGCAUUUCCGAAUGAAAACACUGAAAAAAUUCAAAUCGAAGACAAAAAUGGUGACGGGAUAUAUCGCGACGCUGUCAAGGUCUCCUUAGGCCUGAUGAGAGGACUUUUAUUAGAUGCGCAGGGGAAAUUUCGUAAAAUGGUUGAAGAGAACAAAUCAAUUGCUUACAAACUGGAUGGUGACUUACAAAUUGCUCAUAGCGAAAUGGCACUUCUUCGAGCCGAAUUGCAUGACACGAAUAAAAGAAUAUCACAACUCAACUCCCCACCGUCUACGCCCUCCACUCCCAAUCAUGACACCUCCACCUCGGGAAAUAUGACUUUUUCAAAUACUAACCAUUCAGAUGAGAAAGAUUCCAUACAAGUUAACGGGCUUUCCACCAGCAAUGGAGACCACAAUAAUCACGAUGAUUCUGAACAAUUAUUAGACCUAGAAAAUCUAUCUCUCUCUGAAUGCAAAGAGGAAUGCAAACGAUUGGUUGCAAAGAACCAAAGUUUACAGAAGGAAAUGUGGGAGCUCAAUAAGGCGAAAGACAUUCCCGAGCUGACUGAACUUCGUCAUGCCAAAGAAGCAUUACUAGCAUUAAAAGGAGAUAGGAAACGGUUAAAAGCAGAAAAAUUUGAGUUAUUAAAUCAGAUGAAGCAACUCUACUCGACGCUGGAAGACAAAGAGAAAGAACUUCGAGAUUUUAUCAGAAAUUAUGAGCAGAAUCUUCAGCGUUUAACAGUCGAACGAGACGAGGCGGAGCGAGAACGUUGGAGCAUUUUGCGACAUGCUAGGGACGAGGCUGAAAGGGGUCUGGCACUCGCAGCCCAGCUAAACGUUCGAGAAUCUCAAGUACAACAAAUGCAGCAGGAGGUGCACGAGGCAAGAAGACAAUUAGCACAGUAUGGAAUCUACUCGGAGGCAGAUCGAACAGAUCGUAGCAGUACAACGGCAAAUUCCCAUUAUUCGCUCGUCUCAUCUCUAACUGCCACCUACGCCACGGUUGGUGGGGAUCGUGGAAGUUCUGCGGAUUCGGGAGUGCGACUCAGUUCAGAUCGAGACUCUGGGGCUGGAGGAGUAGCUACCGGAAACCUAUCUGACUCAGCAAAUGAGGCAAUCAGCUUGGACCUUGGGGAUGGUUCAGGGGAUGGGGACUCCAUGUCUGUAAUAUCAACAGCCACUCUUCCACAACUAUUUACAACUCCGAGGGACAGCCCUGGACUCACUUUCGCCUCACUCACGAGGUCACUAGAUACAAAUCCUUUGUCCAGAUCGGCGGAACAGCUUUUAGCGGCAGAGGCGGCUGAAGCUAGAAGAAAAAACAGCAGGCGGAGCGGAAAUGAUUUUGCAGGACGAGCUUCCACAGGGGCAAAAGGUGCAUGGGGCAGCAUUUCACGAGUUUUCGCCCGAAAUAAACAUAGGAGAACGUUAGACUCUUCAUUAUUUGAAGGUCUAGCGGCAAAUCAAAGGACGAGUUGGUCCCCCCAAGGAUCUGUUUCUCAAUCCCCUUUGACUGAACAGGAAAGUUAUGCUGACAAACUUGCUGCUUUGGAGGAAGCAGCUACACUUCCUAUGGAAUUAUGGAGAGCGUGCAUGGUUCAAGCAUGGAUAGAAGUAAGCCUUGGAAUGCCUCAAUAUGGUUCCAGAUGCGCUGACAAUGUCAAAAGUGGAAAAGUGCUUUUGGAACUAGCUGAUGUUGAAUUGGAAACUGAGCUAGGAAUUUUGCAUCCACUGCAUCGCAAGAAAUUACGGUUAGCUAUUGAAGAACACCGGAACCCAGCCCUGGUUCGGUUUCCGUGUAUUGCUGAACUCUCGCAUGUGUGGGUGAGCUCAGAGUGGUUGCCAGAUAUCGGGCUUCCUCAGUAUGCGGAAACAUUUGCUGGCUGUCUAGUCGAUGCUAGGUUGCUAGAUCACAUGAGCAAAAAGGAUUUGGAGAAAUUUUUGGGUGUCACCAAAAAGUUUCAUAUGGCUUCCAUUGCACACGGUGUUCAUUUACUUCGAAUAGUCGGUUAUGAUCGUCAGGCACUAGCUGAACGGAGAAGGCACGCUGACAAUGAUCCAAUUGUUUGGACAAAUCAGCAUUUUGUCCAAUGGGCGAGAAGUAUAGACUUGGGAGAAUACUCUGAGAAUCUCAAAGGAAGUGGAGUGCAUGGAGCAAUAUGUGUGCUAGAACCAUCAUUCAACGGAGAAACUUUAGCGUCAGCUAUGGGAAUUCCUCCGAAUAAACAAAUAAUAAGAAGACACCUUUGCGCCGAGUUGGAAGCAAUGUUAUCACCCGCAAGAGCCAAGAUAACUCAGCAGUAUCGGAUGACAAAGUCCCGAGCUCAGCACAUGCUGGACAAGCAACGCUCCGACUCUUUGGGCCGUUCCGCCGCACUAACCUCGGAGGCAUUUCGUCGCAGCACUGAAGACAAUAGGAGGAGGACUAGCUUACGAAGUUACAGUCAUCUAUUUGCCCAAAAGUUUUCUACUUGGAGGAGCUCACAGGGUUCUUUGAGCCGAGCACUGGGCAUCAAAAUCAAGCAAGACUUACUUCAUCGUCGAGAGGACGAGAAGCGGAAAUCCGAGGACAGAGAUCAAAUUGGCAUCAGCAACAGCAAAACUUUGGGACCUGUUGGUGGCACUCAUUCCGUCGCUGCCCACUUUUUCUCUCCACCCGCUCCACCCCUUCCAGCCAAGUUCAUCCGCGAGUCGCACCCUGCACACACCCUCAACUUUGACCACUCCAAGUUCAUGUCCACCGUGGCGUCCUCCUCCUCUAAUCAUCACCCAAGGGAGAGACCCCACUCGGUCCUCACCAUGUCGACGACCACUCCCACCGGACGGGAUGAGCUGAGCGAGAGGGACAGCGAGAGUGAGAGCAGAGACAGCAGCAGCAACAGCAUGAGUCAGAGCAACAGCGAAAGUCACGCCUCCAACAAUGUCGCUACGAACGCCACAACAACGACGACGACCAUCCAGAUCACACAACCACCACCUGAAUCACUUAAUGAGGAGGAAACCAACGGCAAGCCUCGUAGAAUUAAAUCCACAACAGAUAAUAAUGUGGAAACUGUGUCAAUUCAUACUCCUGUCUAACCUAUCAUGCAAGUGGUUUAUAUAAUCCAGAAAGUCAUAUCAUGCAUGUAGUUAGUACACUCAUAUGCCGCAUUUACUAUGCUUUUCUACUCACGAGAGGAUAAUACUUAUACGAUUAUUAAUUUGACAAGUGAACGAAAAAGAAAGUGAAUUGUGAUCUAUUAUAUUUAUUAGACUAUUGUUGUUGACUAUUUUUUUGCUAGAAGAUUUCUGUAUUUCAUCGAUAUUUUUCAGAGAGAAUGUUUUAUUUUACUCUAACUUUAUUUUAUGUAUGUAAGAACUGACUGUUUAAUCGAUUAAUUGAUGCAAUCAGCAUUGUAGAAAUCAAGUCAAAUAGCAACAAAAGUAGAAUACGUGAAUAUAUAUAUUAUUUAAAUUAGUUAGGAUGACGUAUCUGUAGUAAAUUCUGUACAUAUGUAUUAAGCUUUAGGAGGAAAUUGAACAAAGCAACCUCUGCAAAGUGCAAAAUAGCUCAAUCUAAUUUAUUUGUAUGUAUAUAUUUAUUCAUAUAUACAUGUAUACAAUAAGUAGGUAUUUAUGAAUUAGGUGAAAUAUUAGUCACUCCUCAUGAAUACUGCUCCUUCCUCUGCCUAAUAAAUAAAAACUGCUCUUCUUCACUAUUAUGAUGACCACACGCAAAAUAUCGCUGUCGA